GCUAGUUGCCCCAGGAAGCGCUGACUAUUACUCCCGAAAGGGAAGGCCUAUGCACAGAGGAAGAAGAAAAACAAAAAAAGAUAAAAAAUGAAGACUUCACAAGGACCGUAAUAGAGUACAGAACUACGGUCAAUUUAAUGCCAAUUUCCAACCACGCAAGAGGAGUUAGCAAUGAGGAGCAAUGUCUGGUGUUUCAACGUGGAACGAUCAGCUGCCUAUGACUUCUAUGUAAGCCAGGAAUUUUGUACUUCCCAGUUUGCAAUCGACUGUAAACCAGUUUACACUUGUAUCUAUUGAAACAAAUGAUGCAUCUCAGGCUAAAUUGGCGUCUCCUUCUUGUUCAGAUUUUUAAAUUCUACCUGCAAAUAUCCAGACAUGACAAAAUAUGUAAUCAAGCAUCAAGGUCUUGGUUGCUACAGAUCUUCAUGUCUCCUCAUCGUGACAUCUUUUCUAAUUAUGUUAAUGAAAUUUACCUUAUAGAAUAG
Molecule: messenger RNA, 485 nt
Organism: Nezara viridula (southern green stink bug)
Lineage: Eukaryota; Metazoa; Arthropoda; Insecta; Hemiptera; Pentatomidae
Source: the annotation of a GenBank genome assembly